GAGAAAUUGUGGGGGAGUGGGUGUACUCAUUAUUCCUGCUGCCUCCAAGCCCGUGAACACUGAUACCGUGGUAGUGAAGUCUCUCUUGGGUGCUGGUCACGCCCCCUUAAGCCGUCAUGAGUAACAAGAAGCUAAGACGAGUGGGUGUGUCACAAGAACUGUGUGACCGUCUGAGCAGACAUCAGAUUGUUACCUGUCGGGACUUUUUAUGCCUUUCCCCACUGGAACUUAUGAAGGUGACUGGCUUGAGUUAUCAAGGUGUCCAUGAACUUCUGCGUAUGGUCAGCAGGGCUUGUGCCCCACAGAUGAAAACGGUUUAUGGGAUAAAGACACAGAGGUCUGCUAAUCUCUUACCAGCUUUCUUGUCUACGACUCUCUCUGCUUUGGAUGAAGCCCUACAUGGUGGCAUUGCUUGUGGAUCCCUCACAGAGAUUACAGGUCCACCAGGUUGUGGUAAGACUCAGUUUUGCAUGAUGAUGAGUGUGUUGGCUACAUUACCCCCCAACAUGGGAGGAUUAGAAGGAGCUGUUGUGUACAUUGACACAGAGUCAGCAUUUAGUGCUGAAAGACUGAUUGAGAUAGCAGAAUCCCGUUUUCCUAGAUAUUUUAAUACUGAAGAAAAGUUACUUUUGACAAGUACCAAAGUUUAUGUUUAUCGAGAACUUACCUGUGAAAAAGUUCUACAAAGGAUUGAAUCUUUGGAAGAAGAAAUUAUUUCAAAAAGAGUUAAAGUUGUGAUUAUUGACUCCAUUGCUUCUGUGGUCAGAAAGGAAUUUGAUACACAACUGCAAGGCAAUAUGAAAGAAAGAAACAAAUUUUUGGCCAAAGGAGCAUCAUUAUUAAAGUAUUUGGCUGAGGAAUUUUCAAUCCCACUUCUUCACAGCAAAAGAAACCACAACUGAAUGAAGAGACAACAAACAGAGUGGAAAAAAUUUUAGUGAAUUGCUCCUUCGACAGAGUACUAAUAUCUGGAACAUAAAGAACUGAAAAAAAUCACAUCCUCCCAAAUUUAAAGACUCAAUCCAAAAAUUGGCAUUUGAGAUGAAUAUAUACUUUUCAGAUGAGGAAGUACAAAAGACAGAUAUAUGAAAAAUAUUCAGCGUCACUGGUCAUUCGAGAGAUGCAAAUUAAAACAACAUUGAGAUUCCAUCUCACCCCAGAAGACUGGCUAUUGUCAAGCAAUAACUAAUGCUGGAGGGGCUGUGGGGAAAAGGAGCCCUUCUGCACUGUUGAUGGCGUGUAGUCUGGUGCAACUGCUGUGGAAAUCAGUGUGGAGAUACCUUAAGAAACUAAAACUUGAGGUUCCAUUUGACUCAGUUAUUCCCCUUCUUGAUAUCUUCCUGAGAUAAUAAGAAGCAUCCUACCACAAUGGUAUGUAGACACCUAUGUUUAUUUAUAGCAGCACAGUUUGCAACAACUAAAUCUUGGAAACAUCCCAAUGCCCAUCAGCCAAUGAAUGGAUAAAGAAGAUGUGGUUUUUUUUAUACAAUGGAGUACUAUAAAGAAUGAUAAGCUUGAGCCAUUUCUAGGUAAAUGGAUGAGCCUUGAGAUCAUACUCUUAAGUGAAAUAAAUUUGACACACAUGUAAAUAUUGCAUUGUCUCUCUGAUGUGAAAUACUGAAAGGAUUACUAAGGACCAAAAUAUGUAAUGUUGUGAAGUGGGAAAAAAUUAUUCAAAAGGGAAAAGGAACAAGGGUGGGAGGAGGUGGAAAGGAAGGAAGAGGAAGAGAAAAGAAAAAAGAGAAAAGGAUAAAAAGGAAACAGAACUUUGUAAAUAAGGUAGGGAAGAGUUGAAGGGAGGGGAGAGGAAUGGAAAGAUAAAGACAAAUCAAAAUAUAUCAUGGACAGCUACAUAUUCUGUAUGAUGAAUGUGAUCAUUUUAUAUAUAUAUCUGAAUUAUAUCUAUAAACUUAAAAAAAGAAAAUUAAAAUCUUAGGUCUUUGCAUGAUAAAGAAACUUUUGCAACAAAGUAGUCAAGGGAGAAAAUAUGGCAUACAAAAAGUUCUAUGUGUUUUAAUGACUUUCAUUCAAAAUCAUGUGCUAUAAUGUUUAUCUUGGGUGAUGCACACUCAUCUUCUAAACUUUCUUGUAGUUGGAUAAAAUGAUAAAUUUGAAUUCAUGUUUUCUUUUAUUCAAGGAGAAUAAGGGAAUCUAAAAUAAUUUUAUAGAUAUUUGAUAAAGAAAUUUAAAUAUCUAUGCUUAUUUUGUUAAUUUGUGUAAUGCUUGACCUAAGUCCAUGGAAUGCUUUGUUUCUCUGAUGCUUUUUAGUUUUUUCUGAGAUGCUUUAUCUCUUUGAGAAAGGGACUCUGCUCUUCUGUUUUUAGUAGAGCCUUCUAAAAGAAUAGGUACUUUGUAUCUCCACAUUUCUAUUUUUCCCCCUUGUUUCUCUGUUUAAAGAUGAACCCAGAAUAUACUAUAUUCUUGUAUAAUAGUGUGGUAUUGGUUUUGUGACAGAGAAUUACUGGUUUUAAAAGCCUUUGAACACACUUUCAGGAAAUGUCAUAAUUUUCCUGGCCUAAUUACCUCAUUUAAGUGGAAAAUCAUGAACUUACUUUGAAUAAGUGGCUUCAUAUGGAACCAGAUUUCUUAAAAAUAGUGUGGUGUUUUCUGGUUCAUUGUGCUUUUCAAAUUAGCAAAGCUUGUGCCUCCCUGCCAGUCCUCAAACAUGGCAAUAAACACUUCUGCUUCAAGAAUACUAGAGUCAAUAUAUAGAAAUCAGUUGGUUUUUUCUAUAUGUAAAUAAUGACAUACAGUUGGAAAUUGAAAGUGUAUACCAUUUAUAAGAGCACUAAAACAUGGAAUACUUAGGGAUAAAUAUAAUGUCUGUAAAAUUUUUAUGCUGAAAGCUAAAACAGUAAUCAAAGAAGACUUUUUUUGUGUGUUUGAAAUGGGAGAUCAUUUUUUUGUGACUGGCCUUGAACUCAUCUUUCUCCUGCCAUUGCCUUCUAAGUAGAAGGAUUACAGCUAUAUGCCACCAUGCCAGGUUAAAGUAAACACUGUGGAGAAUUACUGUAUGCUUAUCAGUUUGAAACUGUAGUGGGGCCAGCAGCUGUAGAGUAUGUGCUUAGACUACUGAAGCCCUGGGUUCAAUCCUUAGCACCAAAAUCAAACAAACAAACAAGUUCUCUCCAAUUGCUGUAUAUAUUCAGUACCUAUUUCAAAUAAAAACCCCAGUAUGCUCUUGGUAGAAGUCAAAGUGGCUAUGGAAUUUAUAUGGCAAAGCAGAAAAUUAAUAUUAACCAAAAAAAAUUAUGAAGAGUAUAGCUGGAAGACUCAAACUACCUGAUGUUAGGAAUUACUGUAAAGCCAUAGUAAUUAAGACUAUUAUAUAUGUGAUAGAACAGACCCCUUGAUUAAUAGACCAGAAUAGAGUCCAGACAUAAAUCCAUAGCUUUAUAGUUCAUUAAUUUUUAACAUAGAUGCUUAGGUAAUUACAUGGAAAACAGAAAGUUCUCAUCUAAUGUUGCUGGAACAACUCUAUUAUGUAUGCACAAAACAAACAAAACCUUGGGCAAUUCCUUGUACCAUUAUACAAUCUAAUACAAAAUGAACCAUGUAUUAUAAUAUAAAAUCUAAAACUAUUAAAACUUUUAGAAGAAAACUUAAGCAAAACUCUUUGUGGCCAUGGAUUAGCAAAGAUUAGCACAAAAAAAUCUGUCCAUAAAAUCAGUCCUUUUUAGCUGUAUAUUUUGGUAACUCAAAAUACAAAGAAUAGUCAGUGUCCGUAAUAGAAUCAUCUAGUUUUUACAGUGGGCCAAUGAUUUUAAUAAACUUUAGCAAAGAGGAUGUAUAUAAAAACAUGAAAUAAUAUUAAAAACCAUUAGUCAAUAGGGAAAUGUAACAUAAAAUCACAAUGAAAUGCCACUCCAUGUUUAGAAUGGCUGAAAAAAAAGCCUACUGACGGUAUAGAGCAGUUGUAAUUCUCAUAUGCACUGAUGGAUGAAAGUGCUUGAUUAUACAGCCACUUUGGAAAACCUUGGUAGUUUCUCGUAAAGUUAAACAUAUACUUACUAUAUGAAUUUUUCUUCUAGGUAUUUACUUAUUGUAUUAGUUAGGGUUUUAGUAGAGAAAACAGAUACUACAUGAGAUACACAAAUAUAUAAGAAAUCACAAGAGUAGCUUAUAGUGGUCAGCCACAGAGUCAGAUGAGGAAGUAUGCAGAGGGUGUCUACAUACUGGAGGCCGAAGGAUUCAAUCCAAGGUCUGGAGCUCACCCUAGUGUCUUGCACAAGACUACACCAGCAGGCUGCUGAAGGCUGAACCAAGGAUGAAGACUGGAGCUUUUCCAAAGAAUGGAAUGCAUUUGUCCUUCCUCCUUCCCUAUUGUACCUCCAGGUGAUGAGCCACUCUAGGGUGGGUCUUCUACACCCCUGGGUGUAGUUGCUAAACCUGUUUAGUUAAGCUUCCAAAUGUCUCAAGUUGACAUAUUCAAUCAACCACUACGCUUAAGAAAAGAUGGUAUAUACCCACACAGAUAUCUGUAUGUAUAUACAUAGCUUUGUGUAUGGUAGUAGCUUUAUCUAACUGAGCACUGAAACAACACAAAUGUGCAUUAAAUGGCAAAUGAGUAAAGAAGUUACUAUUUAUAUGAUGCAAUAUUCCUGCACGCAAAGGAAAAUUGAAAGAAAAUCCUCUAAUAUCACUUGCUUUUAAUUACUUUUAUGGAUUUAAAAAAUCACAUGGAGAUCAUGUAAUUGAGCAGUGUCUUUUAGUUUCUUACUAGGUUUUCUGUAUAAGGACUGAUAAAAAAUUUAGGACGUAUUUAAAUUAAAAAGUUAUUUCAGUAAAAGACAACAAUCGCCCUCAGAAUAGUCUCCCUCACUUUGUACACACUUAAUCUCAUCAUUCAUGCCACUUUCUGAAGCAGUUCUGGAAGUCCUCUGUUGUAUCUUUACGAGAUGUCAAACAUAGGUAAAUGUGGCUGCCAAGUGCCAUCUAGUGGAAAGGCAGGCUGUAAAAGCGUUACAGACCUGGCACAAUGUGGUGAUGGCUCUUCCUCAAAGUUAAAAUGAUCAGCAGAUGAAUGUUUUUGAAUCAGUUCAGGACACUGAGGCAGGCAAAACAGCUCAACUAAAGACAUUUAGGAGAAAGGACUUUCAGAGCUGUUUUGGAAAUAGUAAGAAUGAUGGGAUAAGUGUGUUUGAUGUAAGGUGUAUUUUGGGGGAAUUAAUGGCAAUGUGUGUUUUACUGUAAUAAAUAUUUAAAAAUUUAAGCAUUCCCCCUUUUUCUAUAAUGCAUCUGAUGGCUAGGUUAAUACUAGAGGGUUAAUGCUGGGGACUCUGUUUAUAAUUCUUCUCUGGCUUUAACUUUUUGUAACUUCAAGGAAAGGAAAAUUACCAUUUGCUUAAUCAGUGAGUUUUAUUUCAACAGUUCAAGCUCUGGUCUAACAGCUUGCUUUUAAAAAUUUGCUGUUUUCAGACUUCCUAGGACAAACUAUGGAAGCCUUUACUCCAUUGUUUUAUAAUAGAUGUUGAAAUUAAUUUUGUGGGUUUUUUUUUCCUGGUUGAGUUAUAGAAGCAGUAAAUUGCUGAAGACAUAAUUAAGAAACAGUGUGAUAGUUCCUUAUUCUCUUGUUUUCUUUCUUGAAGAUUUUUUCUUUUAUAACCCAUCUUUUUGUUGAUGCUGUUAAUCACAUUUGAACAAUUUGUAAAGGUUGCUGGCACAUUGGAUACUGCUGGAAAUGUAGGUCUUAAUGAAGGUGCUGAGGCAAAUUUUACAAAUCCAAAAUAUUUCAGUUUCAGCCCAGAUAGUUUCAACCUCAAAAGAUAAAUCAGUAACUUGUUUUUAGUUUAACUAAUUUAGUUUUGCAUUGUUGAGGAUAGAGCAGGGCCUCCAUGAUAGGCAAACACUCUAUUGUUGAGCUAUAACAGCAGCCCCAAUAACUUGUAUUUUAAGUUAAUGCUUUUUCUUCCUAGAGCUGGUUUAUUUGUAAGCAUGGGAGACCAAAUGUCUUCUCUCAGGAUUGAAGAAAAAAACUGAUCUCUCAAGAUCUUUUGUUCUGUCUUCAUCAGUGGUGUAUAACAAGAUUUAUGGUCUCAGGCAAGAUUCAGACUGAGACAUUUUAUUGUAGUAGUGUUGUGGAAACUCAGAAGAAAGCUCUUUGGAGUAGUUUAUGGGGAAUGUCCUUUACUAAUUCUUUUUUAUUUGUGGGGGAGGCUGUAUAAGGAAAUAGUAUAUAGCACAUUGAAUUCUGAAUUUUAGGGAUUUUUAGGGUCCCUGAUGUACUUAAAGUUCUAAUAUUUGGUCCUCUUGUUGACUUGAAUCCUCUUCAGUUUCAAGAUGUUCAGUUUAAUAGCAUCUUGAAACAUUAAGAACAUCCAGAGCAUGUUUAAACACAGGAGGACAGGGUGGGGCUGUUUUUCUGUGACAUUUUAUUAUGCUAACUUUUUAAAAAGAAUAUUUUCUAAUUAAUCACACUAAGGAUUUGCACAGCUUUUCCUUCUAUGAUAUUUGUGGAGUGUUUUAUUUCAACAUAUUUGGCACACUAAUAAAGUAUAUCAAUACAUUUUAAGCUUCACUUCAUUUCCCUGUCUUAAAGUUGUAACAGAAACAAGUUUUCAACUGACAUAUGAUGUAUUUUUACUAGUUAAUUGAAAUGUUUUCAUAAUUACCUAAUUUCUUAAGACUUCACAUGCAUGGCUUCUAAAAGUGUAGGUAAUAGAGAAUAACAUUUAUCUCUAGUCCCUGGAUGUAACUGUGAUGCCAGAUCUUACCUAGAUAUUAGAUAUGUUUUACCUGUCCUACUUAUUUUAUCUAAAAGACUGCUUCAGUAUGGGUAAACUCUUGCAGAUUUGAUAGGGGCAAACUUGUACUUUGUUAAUUGCAUUCAAAUAAGUAAGCAUUUACUUGUGUAUAAUAGACAAAGAAAGAUUUAAAAACAUACACAUUGGAUUUGUUAAGGGAGACAAACCAUUGCCUAGAGAAUGUAUGGUAGAGACAGCUUUGACAGACUUACCAACAAGGGAUUUUGCUGCUAGUUAGACUCCCCGAAACCCAACAUACUCCACUGUUGUGCAGUCCUGUAUUAUAGCCCUUCUCCCCUACCAAGAAAAAAAUCACUUGUACCAUUACAACAGACUUGUUUGUACCAACAUCUUAGGUUUCUUGUUCAUUUUUUUUUUAUUUAGAGAAAAAAAGCAAAACAGUAAAAAGGGUAAAAAUAAUACAGAAUUUUUUUUUUUUUGUCUUUUUCCUUUUUAUCCAUACCGGGGAUUGAACUCAUGACCACCUGCUUGCAAGGCAGGUGCUUAUGCCGCUGAGCUAAAUCUCCAGCCCCAGUACAGAAUUUUUUAAAAAGUAAGAAAUCACUAGUUGAUAAAUUAUAUAAUGUUAGAAGUAGUUGCUCAAGUUACAAAAUCAAAGCAUAAAAAGUGAACAAUCACAACGACAGUACAAACCAUUCUGUUUGAUGAACUAACAGAAAUUUAGUGUUAUGGUUAUCUGUCUUGCACACUUUCACUUGCACACUUACACAUCCUCUGGAGCACCUUGUUUCCCUUUCAUUAUCACAGUAUCUGUUACACAUUUUGGAUCUUAUUACUCUUUCAGUUUUUAUUAUUUUAUACUAGAGAGACAAUAUGAUAUGUACAAAUGUGAGUCUGAUUGAUUUAUUUAUUUCACUUAUGAGGAUAGCCUUAAGUUGCCUCUAUUUACCUAGAAGAGCCUCAAGAUCAUCCUUUUUGAGGCUGGAGGUUUAGCUCAGCGGCAUAAGCACCUGCCUUGCAAGCAGGCGGUCUUGAGUUCGAUCCCCGGUACCGAUAAAAAGGAAAAAGACCAAAAAAAAAAAAUCAUCCUUUUUUAUAGCUGAGGCUUCUUCUGUGUACUUGCUGAACAGAAAGCGUUGUCUUUUUGAUCGCACUGGUUAUCUAAGUGGGGCAUGCAUUUGGUAGAAGAUGGCACAUUGGAAUAUAGGCAUUAAACUUUAGAAAUAACCACUUUGAAUGAAACAAAAAUAUUUCUCCCUAAAGUACCAGAGGAUUGCUAAGUUAAAGACAAGAGUUAAAACACAGGAUGAGUCUACCUUUCCUUCAUUUGUCUAAAAUCAGGACGGAUAGGUAUUAGAUGACAGUCUUUCUACCCCUUCUUCCUUCUCCUUCCUAAUGACAGAAUGCCACUUUUCCUUCAGGGGACGCAGUCUUUGUCACUUCAGAGAUGAACACAGUCUGCACUAGAGGAAUCUAUGAGCAGAAGUUGUCCUUAGUGCCUUCCUAUGGGCUGAUGUUCCAAACUGCUCUCUUUGUUGUCUUUUUACUCUUCUGAAGUUUAUUGCUCUUCGUUGAAACAUUAAGACAGUGUUCCAAGCCAUUACUAUGAGGGAGUUGUUUUUUCUUCUGUAUAAUGACUGUUCUCUUGUUAAUCAGUUUUUUUUUUUUUUUGGUUAAGGAAUCAAUCCUAAUUUAUGAGGGUAGGAAAAAUUACAUGUUUUCCCAUUCAAUUUUUUACCUUAUACUCAUUUCUAUUUUAUGUAAGUUUUAAAUAUCUAUCUAUCUGUCUAUCUAUGUGUCUGUCUAUCCAUCUAGAAUGGUUUAGGACAUCUGGCAUAUUCAUGUGUUUAAUAGAAAAUCUACUUAUAUCAGGAAUAAUUUUGUUUUGAUGUAUGAUUAGUAGUGGUAACCACUAUUUUAGGUCACAGAAUUUCAGGCAAGUAAAUAAAACUCAUUUUUAUGUCAGUGGAGACCUAGUUUUAGUUUGUUUUAUUUUUUUGCUGGGGGAAGGGUUGUGUUGUUGAAGACAGGUUUUUGUUAUGUAGCCAGGCUGGGCUUGAACUUGUGAUCCUUCUGCUUCACUCUGUCAGGUGCUGGAGCAACAGGAGAGCACCACCGUCCAAGUGGAGACCUGUUUCUUAAAUUCUUACUGUGCUAAACAGUACUUGAAAGAUAGUACUUUCUCAAGAAUUUUGGAUUAGAAUUUUCUUCUAGAAUCAAAUAGAUCUGGGUUAGAACUCAGACUCUUCUACUCACUACCUGUAAAGCUAUGCUUAUUUACUUUUCUGUUUCCCAGUUUCUUAAUAUAUAAAAAUAAUCAAAAUAGUAAUGCCCACCUUCAAAUAGUGGCAUUGUGCCCAUUUUUCAAUAGAUCCUUAGAGAAGUUAGAAGGUAUUUUUUAGGAGUGGAGGCAUAUUUCUUUGAUACUAGAAAUUGGUUGUGCUCUUCGUAAUGAGCCUCACAUAUAGCUUAAAUAAUUAACUAUAAAAGCUGUAAUGGGUACUUUUCUCUAAUAUUUAACACUUAAAAUUUACAUACCAGAAAAUUUUAUGAACUCAAUUUCAGCAGCAGUUAUAUUUUGAUUCCCACUUGUUUCUUCUAGGAUUUUCAGAUGCUGAUGAGGUCAGUUUCAAUUUUACUGUAUUAUCUGGAUCAGAUAUUAGAGAAGUUUUUUUGCAGGGGACCAAGUAGUAAUAUUUUAGGCCUUAUGGACUAUAUGAUUUCUCUGGCAGCUAAGGUUUGCUACAGAUAAUUUAUAAACAAAUAUGGUUGUGGUUUAGUAAAACUUUGUUGUAAAAGCAGAUGGAGAGGGAAUUUAGCUCAGUAGUAUAAGUGCUUGCCUGGCAAGUGCUAGGUCAUAAGUUUGAUCCCCAGUACCAAAAAACAAAACAAAACAGAUGGAGAGCUGGCUUUGACCCAUGGCCCAUAAUUUGCCCACCUCUGGUAUAGACCCUUAAACUCAGGACUAAGGCUAAUGCUACAAUAAGCCUAAAAUAAGGAAUUAGGAAGAAGGAUAGGAGAGCAGUCUGCUUACAAGGACAGUGUUUUCUCAUGUUGGUUUAAGGCAUUGAUACCUUUUAAAGGCAAAUAAUUUUCUCAUGAACACUCAUGAUUGACUUCAGUGUUAUUAUCUCAGAAUAGUACAUAAUUAUAAGAUUAGCUAAUAAUCCUAAUAAACCAUGCUUAUAAAACCAUAUGUGAAUUACAUUUAUAAGCAAUAUAAUAAUGAUGAAAUUAAUUAUGCUAACUUAAUGUUAUACAUAGCAACUUGUUAAACUGCAUUAUUGCUUGUAACAUACAUAUAUGAACACUUUUUUGAAUGAGGUAUAUAGCCCUACUGUAGUUCAUGGGAUGACUCAGUUUUCCCUCUUCUUUUCUCUGUUUGAGCUACUAUAAAACCUCUUCUGUUUGGGAAAGGUGACAUCAUUUGUCCCUGGGUAGCAUGAAUGCAAUUAAAUUUCAAGUCUGCCAUUGCUCUUUUCUCCAUUAGUCUCUGACAAUGAAGAAGAUUGAUGCCACAUGACUGAACACUACUAUAUUAGUAUCUUCUGGAAGUUUUCAAAUAUAGAAUACUAAUAUUUUGAGGACAUUGCUAAAAUUAAAAUAUAAAAUUAAAAAUUUCUCAGAAUUUUUAGUUUGAGGAAGAUAGUUGUAGAAGUCUGAUAGAAUCUUUUCCUGAAGCUCAUGGAGCAGACCUAAGAGACGCUGUGUUUUUGGGGCAGAAGUUUUGUCUUUUUAAAGUGUGUUCACACUAGUAAUGAAAAAGUAGGUUUUGAAACUGUGUAAAGAUAUUUGAUGGAAACAAUUUAAGAAAAGAAUUAAAAUAUUGCUUGCAUUAAGUUAUAUCACCUCUUAUUAUUGACUUCUAACUACCACGUGCAGAACAAUAAUUAUGCAUGUUGCAAAUUAUGUGUCUGAUUAAAAUAAUAGGAUUAACUUUCUAGAGAGACCUUUCAAGAUAAUUUAGAUUAACCCCUUCCUUUCACUGAUGGCACUGACCUGACUUGUUCAAGGACACAUAGCAUAGGAGACAACAAAAGUGUGUAGAAUGCAAAGACAUCAGAAUGCCUGUUUCUGCAGCAAAAUUAUCUUUUUUCUGAGACAGAAUGAUAAUGAAUUAUAAACUUCUUAAAGACAAGAUUGUGUCUUUUAUUUUGAUGACUUCUAGCUCCUAAUAUUGUGUAUAAAUAAUAUUUGAAAGUAUCCACAACAGUUAAUAAAAUUAUAGCUAAGGCUUAUAAAAAUAUAUUAUUUUAUAUCUCAUCUAUGUGUGGUCUUUUUAGAACAUGAUUUGAAUAUUUUAUGCUUAUGGGUGAAGUUCUUGCUUUUUUAUUUUUUAAUUUAAGUCCUUGCUUAGGCUAGCUUUAAACUUGUGAUCUUUUUGCUUCAGCUUCCCCAAUUCUGGGAUUACAGGCAUGCUUGAUUGAUCUGCAUUCCUUUUGUUUGUCUUGCUUUGUUUUUCAUCCUAGAAUUUUAUUAGCUAUUGCAAUAAAAGAGAAUGAAAAUACAUUGGUUGAACAGUAUGACUUUAACCUUUGGAUGGUUUUUUGAAAAUAUGUUCACUGGUAUUUUGAACAUGCAAAUAAAGACGGGGAAAAUGCCAAUAUCUAAUUUUUUACUAUUUCAGAAAAUUCAAACUAAUUUCAAUCAUUGGUAUAUGGACGAUAUUAAAUGUUGGUACCUUUCUCUGUGUUUCUACCUCCUUCAUUUUAAUAUCCUUGCUUUGCCUGCCAUCACUUUGGUACAUAUUCUCUUGCUCUCUGGCUCCUUUAUAAGACUGUUAAGCAAAGAUAAGCUGAUUGGGGCUAUUUUUAAUUUAUGGAUUGCAAGCCUGAUUAUUUUAUUGGAUAGGUCUUAUUUCCAGGGAAACAGAAAAUGUUGUGUCAAGAAAAAUUUGGGUGUAUUAUUUAUCUCCAUAUGAAGGAAAAGACUUACUUUUGUUGAAAAUUGUUAAAAUCCAAAUUAUUUUACUAAGAUAUGAUUGUACUAGUUUUUCUGUUGUUGCUAUCUUUGUUCUUGAUCAUGUAUGUGCCUGUUGAGAGUAUACAUUGCUUUAAUUUAUUGCUUAUCUAUGUUUCUUCUGAAAUAGUAAUGUUUGAAAUAGUUUUUUUAUAUUUAAAGCUCUUUAGAAACAUGAUUUAAAAUGUUUUUCACUUUGCUAUUUUUAAGAUAUAAAGAUUUAAAGUUAUUUAAAAUUUUUUUUUAUUUUUAAAUAGAUUAAGACACAAGAGGACAUAACAAAGCAGAUCAGAUCAGAAUAAUGUAAGCAACACAGUAUUUCACCACAAGACAACCCGUAGUUAACAGUAACUGCCGUAGUGUCUCUUUCUUUGAAAUAGUUGAGCAUAACUUCAUAUACAGUAGUAUCAAACAUAACAAAAUAGUAUAAAACGAUUUAAGAGCAUGAAAGUAUUACAGGACAUUCAGAACCAAAUAACAGAGAACAAACAAUGGCUACUAUAUUAUCUCAUUUUCCAUAGAAAAUUUGUUUAUACUAUCACACAUAAUAAAAUCUAAUAAAAUACAAUAUGAUAGAACCAAUGGAAAUAGAAGAAAAAUAGCGUGGUAGGACUUCAUAGUAAGAUAAUAUUAAAUCAGCACUGGCUAUUAUAAUGUCUUGCUUUCUUCAAAAUAGCUGUUCAUACUAUCACAGAUAAUAAAAUCAAACAAACCAGGGUAAAACUAUUCCAACUAAUGAAUGCAAAUAUUAUAAGGCUUUAAAGCAAUGUAAUGGGGAAUCAUGAUUACCAUAAACUGUUAUGUCAUCUUACCAUUUCUUACACUAGGGAGACUAUGUGGUAUUUAUACAUGUGAGUUUGAUUUAUUUUGCUUAUGAUGAAUAGGGUCUCAAGUUGUGUCCAUUUAUUUAUAAAUAUCUCAGUGUGAUCAUUCUUUAUAGCUGAGUAGUACUCCAUUGUAUAAAAAUACCACAUCUUUUUUAUCCAUUCCCCAGUUGAUGGACACUCAGGUUGUUUCCAAGAUCUGGCUAUUACAAAUUGUGCUGCUGUAAACAUGGGUGCACAUAUGUCACUGUGGUAUGAUGUUUUCAGUUCUUCUGGUAAUAUGCCUAGAAGUGGAAUAGCUGGGUUGAAUGGGACUUCCAAUCCUAGGUUUUUGAGGAAUCUCCAGACUGACCUCCACAGUAGUUGCACCAGUCUACACUCCCACCAACAAUGCAGGAGAGUUCCUUUUUUCCACAGCCUCUCCAGCUGGUGGUUUUCUUGAUCCUGGCCAUUCUUUCUGCAGUGAGAUGGAAUCUCAGUGUAGUUUUAAUUUGCAUUUCUCUAAUUACCAAUGAUGAUGAACAUUUUUUCAUGUAUUUAUUUGCCAUUUGUAUUUCUUCAUCUGAGAACUGUGUAAAAAUAUGGAACACUUCACAAAUUUGCGUGUCAUCCUUGCGCAGGGGCCAUGCUAAUCUUCUCUGUAUCGUUCCAGUUUUAGUAUAUGUGCUGCCGAAGCAAGCACAAGAUUUUAAGUUAUUAAUCUGAAAAAAAUUUUGUUUUUAAGUGAGGGAAAUACAAGAUUAAAGUUUUUAUUGUAAUUUGAUAAAAUUAUAAAAAUAUUUUUUUCCUCACAAUUUAAUGAUAAACUUCAUAUUAACCAGGAUUUUCUUUCCUCUUUCCUUGGUAGACUUAUCAUGCUAUGUGGGUUUAAUCAUACAGGAUUAUAUUUUAUUUUAUAUCUUAAUAGUAUUUAAAAUUUUUCAAAUGGGAAAGCCAAUUAAUUUAAGAUUCCAUGAAGUAAAGUUACAGUAUUAUGUUUAAUUUGUGAUAUGAGGAAAAAGAGUAUGUAUACCCAAUUUUGACAUUUGAUCUUGUCACAAACAUGGAUAUUUGGAACUUGCAUUUUUGAAAGCCUAAUGAAGUUGCUACUCUGAUAAAAUAGAAAUCUUAGAAUCCCUAUGUAUACAUAUGACACUAAAACUCUUAAAUUAUAUUUUGCUCUAUGUAACAUUAUUAUAUGACUUUUCCAGAAAUCAUGUAAUUUGCCCUGAUUACUUCCAUAAUAAUUACUAAAAGCAAGCACUUUAGCACUUCAGUGAUAAGUUAUCUACAGUAUUUUUCUUUACGAUAAGUGCCUUCUGUUACUCAUUCACAUUUUAAAUCAUAUUGUUUAAAGCUAUCCUAUAUUCAUCUAGAGGCUGCAACUCAUACUAUUCCUUUAUUUCAUCAAUUAGUAACAAUAUUUCUAGAAAAAUUAUUUUUUCUUUUGUGAAACUCUUUAUGCCUUCUGAAACUUUUAUUGCUUUCUGAAGCAAAGAGCCAGAAAUAAUCAAAGUGUUAAUGAGGAGGUGAUUGGUUAAAUUAGUUCUAUUAUAUCCAUACAAAAUUAUAUAAUGCCAUUGUUAACAUGAGGGAGAUUACCCAAAGUUACAUUCGCAGUUUGUAGAGGAAAGGGUUAACUCAGCUGAUUGAAAUAGAUUGUCUGAAUCUUGUGUAUCCUUCCAACAAAUCUUCUAAGUCAAAGAGUAAUCUUGGAAACCAUUGAUAACAAGAACACUAACAGAUGUGUAAAAAUAUCUAUGAUCAUUUUAUUAUGUUUAUAUUUAUAUAAAAUUUAACAUAUUUAUGAUAUUAUAUUUGACAAUUCAUAUGUAUAUGAGGUAUUAGGUGAUGAUAUAUUAGUUACAUUUUUCAUUUGGUCAAAACUGGCAAGAUUUAGUUAACAUUAGCCUUAGUUCAUUUGUUUUGAUAGUUGUACUGUGCUCAGUAAUUUAGGAGGCCAAGAAGUAUAGGAGAACUCUACUCUUUUUGUAACUUUGUGGUAAAUCAAAAGUUAUUUCAAAAGAAAAAGUAAAACAAAACACAAAAAGCAAUAAGGCAGGUACUUUUAUGUGCCGGGGUUGGCUCUGAAGCUCAUAAAGAAACUGCACUGGUUUUAUCUGGAGAAAGGGACAUAGUUUUGAUACACUGGCCCUCUUCUGUGUAGUCAUCUGUCCUAAAGAUGAUAUCUAAUAUGGUACCUUUCCAGUUUAAAGAUUGUGCUACUUCUUUUAGCAAGCUUUCUUGAUUUUUUUUCUUUUCUUUUUUGAGACAGAGUCUCACUAUGUAGUACAGACUGGUCUCAAACUUGCUUAAGUAGUCCAGGGUAGCCUCGAACUCCUGGAAAUCCUCCUGCCUCAGCCUUCUGGGUGGUGGAAUUACAUGGGUGCACCACCACACCCAGAAAGGUCAAGCUAUAUAGUUCAGACUGGCCUUGAGCUCACUAUGUAGUCCAAAUUGGCUUUGAGGCAGUCCUUCUGCCUUAGCCUCCCAAGUGCUGGAAUUUAGGCAUGUACUACUGUGCCUAACUUUGCUCCUCUUUCAAACUUUAUUUAGCAAGUAGUUACUUCCUAUCCUUAGUCCUAACUCCCUGUGUCUUAGUGGUUAAGAAUAUACAGUAUAGACUUUGGAGAAGAUGUUGAUUUUAGUCAUAACCUCACUAUUGCAAAUUUUAUGACCUUGAGUAAGUUAUUUAUUUCAGCUCUCUUAGUUCCUUUGUUUGAAAAGUAGGAGUAGUAAUAUCUGACUCAUGGGGGUGUGGGUAUUAAAUGAGAUAAUGUCUGUAAUGUUCUUUACACAAUGUUUGGUGCAUUCUGUAAAAGUUAGCCAUUAAUUAUUAAUUUUAGUAGUUAUUCCAUUCCAGAUGCCUACUGUAUAUUUUCUUUCCCCUCCUAAAUUAUUUUUACAAGGUUGCAAGUACUUCAAAAGGGGGAAAAUCAUGUUUUAUUCACUGUUGUCUGUCUUUUUUUCUUUCUUCCUUUCUUUUUGAUGGCUGCUAUUAUUACCUGAAUCUUCUUAUCCUUGGUUCUUUCUUCUCUGGAUUUCAGAAUCUCUUUCUUUUUCCUUUUUAAUUCCACUCUCAGCAGUUGUAUCUAAAGCUCUACAUUAGGUGCCAUGAGAUCAUAAAGAUGAAUAAGACUUAGUGUUUUCCCUUUAGGCUUCUAUAAAUAGGUUAAUUGUAGAGACAAAUAGCUCUCUCUGCUAUAAAGGAGAAUAAGUCUAUGAUUCUUUUUUCUAUUUCUAACAGAUACGUAAGUAGCCUAGUACCUUCCUUUCUGUUCUUUACUUGGGACUACAGAUUACACAAAGAAAAAUAAAGAAGUAGCACAGACCUUUAUAGUAUACCUUAAACCCUUUAUCAUGUCUAACCUCGACCUUACUAUCCUAUUCUUAUUCAGAAAGAGACUGCUCUUUUGGAAACAGGUACUGGUUAAACUGAUAAAGCACAGCAUUAUUCUAAAAUUGUUUUGCUAAAAAAGGUUAGAAGUGAAAGGGUCGUGGCUUUUAGUUUUUAGCAUUAUACUACAUUUAUUACAUACCGCCUUGACAUGCUAUAGGAUUUUCAGAUUGUAGAUUUUAAGAUUGGGACUAAGUGGCAAUCUUCAGUUUUCAGUAAGAAUAGGGAUGCAGGGAAAUGAGGUGCUUUAUCUGAAACAGCUCAAGAAAUUAUUUAGAUCAUUGAAUAAUACAGUUUGUCACUUUUAUCCUGGAUUUUUAUUGCUAUAUCUUCAAAUUGAUCUGUUUCUUGAUAAUUGCCUUUCAGAUAAUUUUCCAAAAGUGUAUCUUAUUACAUUCCUCUGCUUAGAAGUAUCAUAAAGUACCAUGUUAUUUAUAGAACAAGCCUGCAAGACUGUAAGCACAGAAUUGUAUCCUUUGUUUUUUUUUGGUACUGGGAAUUAAGCUCAGAACCUUAUGCUUGCUGUGCUGCUGAGCUUUUGCUAGGCCAAGCGUAUACACUUAGUAGGCCUCUAAUUAAUACUCUUUGUUGAUUGAUCUCAUCUAAAUUUGUGAUAUGAUAUUCAGGAAUUCCCUUCUUCUUAACUCUUACCUAUUCCUAUUUGUCUUGUCUGUGCAAGUGUUACCAGGUAGUCUCCUUCUAAAAGUGGCUGGACAAAUAAACAUUACUGGGUUUUGUAGUGGUUGUGUCUCCUUCUGGAGUUGGAUUCCAGGUUCUUUUCAUCUUGAACAAAUAAUUAAAUGAAAUGAGCAAAAAAUGGUGACAAAGUUUAUUUGAAAAACUAAAAGUGAAAAGUGAGGGAUGAACUGGCUUUUCAAAAUGAGUUUAGGCCAAAAUGGGGAGAAAAAGUAAGAUAAAAGUACACCCUGGAGGACACAAGGCAGGCUGUCAGGAGGAAAGCUGCUAUAGCGAGCUUUUCUUGUUGUCUGUGUCUUUUUAGGCAAUCUACUUCAUGAGGAAACUUUCAAGAACUUCUACUUGGGGGUCCUGAGAAUAGUGCUAAUAGUCAAAGCCGUACCUAUGUCCUGAUCAGCUUCUGAUCUACCUCUGCCUCCCUGUUUUUCUAAAGAAGAAGGUGAUAUCCUCCUAUUAUGGCUCACUGUUUAAAUUAUAUUCAAAUAAACAGUUUAAAAUACAAGUUGGGAGGCUUUCAGGAAGACAGUGGGAUGGUGAGUGGCAACAAACCAGCUUUUCCAAGAUUAGGAGAACAGAUAUGCUGGAGCAUAGCAACUUGGGGAAGAGAAGGAGGAGGGAGCUAUAUUAUCAAGACCCAGGAAAGAUCCGAAGGGAGAAUCAGCUUGUGGGGAGAGUGAGCUGGUGAAACUCCAUGCAGAAAAGGGAGGUGGCAAACUGCACUUACUGACUUAUACUCAUGGUGUGAAAGCGGAGGCUCCAGCCUGCAGAAGUGCAGUGAUGGAAGAACCCCCAGUGGUGUGGAGCAGUGGAUGUUGUGGGUUGCAGCAGCUGGUAAGUGACUCCAGUGCACAGUUCCCCUGGAGUGGGUCAUUGACUGGAUUCCCUGUUGGGAUGGAGCUUGCUGAACUCAGCACUUGGAACAACAGUGAGUUGGCUUCAUCUUGGGCCUCCCAGAGUCUGGAUAAGGCGUAGUGCUGGGAGACAACUAGGGUUGGGGAGCCAGUGUCUAACGGCUAGACACGCCCAUGGUGUAGUGCACGGAGUAAAUUGGGUCACAGGCUCCCAACCAGUGAUCAGAAUCAGCCUGAACUUCUGAGGAGUUGAAUUAGCAUCCUGCCUUAAUUCUACUGCAGGCCUGUUGGGAUCAUACAGUACAGAUCUGGGUUCUGUCUGCCUCAUUUGUCUAUCAGUGACAGCGCAAACAUCCCGUGAAGUGGACACUACUACAAAGCCGUAGACCCCGGAAGAGAAAUGUAGGCUUGAAAUCACAGAGAAAUCUCUCUGCCUUUAUCUUAGAUAUAUAUUCUUGUUUUUUCAUGAGUGUGAAUAUUAUUUUUCUUUUGGUUUUGUUCUUAUUUUUUUUUUCUUUUCUCUUUCUCUCCUGUUUUUUUUUCACCAGUUUCCAAAAACUUAUUGUCCUUCAACCUUGCUUCUAAUCUCUUUCCCUUCUAUUUCUCUAUUUUUUCUUGUGUCUCUUUUUAACUUUUCUCCUCAAAGGAUAAAAUUGCUCAAUUGAGGGGCUAUUUACUGUAUAUAAUUUUCUAGCUUAUUUCAGGUAUUUUUAUAUAACCACAAAUAUAGUUCAUAUGGUUAAAGGUGGCAAAUUAAUAGUUACCGCAGUUGUCAUUUUUUUAAGCUGUGUGAUAAGGCUGAGAUUGUCUGAGGGUCACAAACAAUACCAGAGUCCAAAGAACCAGUGGCUAGACCAAAUAGGUAGCAACUUCUCAUCCCUGAUAAAUCGAAGAGGUAGGAUCUUAUUCAAAAGCCAAAAGUCAGCUAUACCUGAAACACAUCUCUAAAUAGCAGUCAUUUCAUAAGGAGUUCUCAGUAUUAGUCAUGAAGCUGCUUACCGUAAGCAGUUUAUAAGCAUCAAUGCAAAAAAUAAAAUUUGAAAAAGCAGAAAAUGAGAAGACACAGAAACAAGAUGCAAGCCCAGUCCUCCAUUUUGCCAAAAGCAAGUCCAGGGGUGGUGAGUUAGAACAAAUAAAAAGUAACCCACCUGGAUUCUCCGAAAUGGGAACAGCGAAAGUGACAAAGCAGGUAAAUGAGGUUCUGGAGAAAAAAAAUCAGAACUAAUUGCAGUUUAGGAAAGAUGAUGACUAUAGCGAAGGAUAUGAUUAGUGAAUCUAGAGGAGAUAUAAAUUUAAAAAUAGAGAUUAGGAAAGUGAUGGAAACCAUGAAUGCCAAACCGAGGAAAGAAAGAAAACAAAUUCAAACAGAUAUCCAGGAGAUUAAAAAUUCUAUUGAAAGUAUAUGCAGCAGAGUCAACCAAUAUGAAGAGAGAAUAUCAGAUCUAAAAUACGGAAUUGUGCUUAGUGAUCAUCAAAUGAAAGACUUCGUAAAAAUAGCCACUGACUAUGAAAACUCAAUCCAGCAGAUGGGUCCAAUCCAACUUGCUGCCUCCUCCUCUUCCUGGUGUUGCUAUAUUCCAGCGCCUGUGUAGCAACUCUCAGAGAGGUUCUCUCUGCUGCUUACUAUUCUGCCAUCUUCCAGGAAGUCCCCUAAGAAAUUUUUAAAGCAUGUAAAAUUGCAAUGGCAAAAUGUGUGAGGACUUCUGGUUCAGAGAAUAGAGGAGAAAAUAGACAGGAAGCAAAAGUUUAUCACAGUGAUCCAGGCAUGAGGUAAUAAGAAUUUAAAGUUGAGUUACAACAAGAGAAAAUGUUUAUAAUACUAGUAAGAGCUUGUAAGAAAUCUAUCAAGGAGUUUAAUGUGAAAAAAUAUACAUAAUAAGAUUUUCUUGGGGCUGGGGAUUUAGCUCAGCAGUAUAAGCGCCUGCCUUGAAAGCAGGCAGUUGUGAGUUCGAUCCCUGGUACUGUUAAAAAGGAAAAAGACCAAAAAAAAAAAAAUUUUUUUUUUUCUCUAUUUUCAGUUGGGCAGGCUUUAGCUUAAGGUUUACAAUAAGAAAUAAUUAUUUUUGCUCAGUAAAGGGAUGAAUACCUGUAAUCCCAAUCAUUUGCGAUGCUGAGGCAGGAGAAUCACAAGUUCAAGGCCUAUGAAAUUCACUGAGACUCUGUCUCAGAAAAAAAAUAAAUAAAAAGGGCUGGUAAGGUAGCUGAGCCCGUCUCUAGGUUUAAUUUUCAGAACUGUUGAAAAAAAUAUUUCUGUAAAACUUAAGGUUAAUCACGGAGUAUAAUUUUUAUGGAAACUUUUUCCCCUUAAAUUGUUUUAGGCUUUAACUUACUUUGAAAUUAUAGGCUAAGAUAUCCGUGGUGAACAGUAUGUACCCACGAAUAUAAAUAAGAGCCAACAUUAAAAGCUAGCUAAACAUUAAAAAAAAUCAUAUUGCAUGGAGUAGAUAGUAAAAGUAAAUUAUAUUUUUAAAAUAAUUGCUGCUAUUAUUAUUUAUACUUUGUUAUUACUCACUUUUCAACUCUUAUGGUUAGUGUUGAUAUCCAUUAUUAUUUAUAUUUCCUUAGAUUAGUGUCAUGAGAUAUUUGCACAGUGGUGAGGAGUAUAUAGAAAUCAAAUUUUAAGUUGAAAAGCAUAGAACUGUGUCUGGAGAUAGUCUUACAAUAGACAUUUAUUGUAAGACAUUUAUUGCAUUACUCUGAAAUAAUAAUUCUACUUUUACAAUUUUAGUGUUGAGGAAAAGAAUACUUAUGAAAUAGUUAGCCCAACCUGUAAAACCUAUCUUCACAUUCCUUUGGUCUCCAUUUUUAAAAAAAUGUCUCAUCUGCUAGCAAAGUAUAGAUGUUUGUCUUUACUUACCGUUUACUGAUGAGGAGGGCUUUUAAUGGAAAGCACUAUGUUUCAUGAGAACAGGAGUUAUGUGAGGUGGAACAAUACUUGGAAACACAUCACACGGUCCAUAAUUUCACUAUCCUUUCAGGGGUUUCUCUUGUAAUUUAUAUGACUUUGAUUUUUGUUUAAACUAAAUAGUUGAUGUUUGGCAGUGUAUAUGACCAAAUCUCAUAGAGAUUUUUGUACAAGUUGUUUCUCUGUUAUUUGAGGAAAACAAUUCUUCAAAACUCAGGUUUAUUGAAAUGUAAUUUGCAUACCAUAAAAUUCACCCUCAGAGGAAGUUUUGCUACCAUGGAAAGAUUAACAGAUUUAAGACUGUCAAGUUUCUUCAUCCAUUGAUUUAUUCAUUUAUAUUCUUAUAAUAUGAAUUUGUUAUAUACCUUUUAGACUACUGUAACCCAGUUAAUACUAUUAUUCUUAUAGUUUUGUGUACUCUGAAACAAUAAACAUCUUUGUCUUAUUUUGAUGAAAUAUUUUGAAAUUCUAUAAUUCUGUGAUUAUUACUACAGGGUUAGGCCUUGUGCAUGUUAAGCGAAUGCUUUGUCAUUGAAAUAUAUGCACAGCACUUUCUAAAUACAGAAUCUUGCAGAUGAAAAACCUUAGAAAAGUAACUUACAGAAUAUAGAAAGGUAUUAAAUCCUGACAUAAUGGGAUUUCAAAGUCAGGAAAAGAUGAUUCGGUGAGUUUGGCUGCAUAUAGACAACAUUGCUGAAAUGAAGAGAAGAAAAAUACAUAUGUAUUGCUUAUUGUUGAUAACUUAUGAAGCAUUUGCUAUUGCUUUUUUCCUAAUGGACUUAUGAUUGUUUUCUAUAUCUUUCUAUUUCCAUGUAACCAAUAUGCAUCAAAAAACGCUGAUCACACUGUCAGUCUGGGAAUGGGUCUGAUUGAGCCAAGGAUAACUGAUUGCCCUUUUGCCACUCAGUUUGCAGGACGUGACCAAGGAAGCAUGUAGCUCAGAUGACUAUCAAGUCCUUGAUGACAUUAACAAAGAGACUUGUCUUUGCUUUGCAGAUAUGUUAAUCUUUGUAUUUUCUUAUAGUGUGAGUUUUUGGGAUUGACGCUGUAUUCCAUGGAUUGGCAGCAUUGAUAUCACCUAGGAGUGUCUUGGAAUUUCAGAACUGUUAGUCCAACCAAAUCAGGAUCUCUAUUUUGAUAGACUGUCCAAUGAUUUCUGUGAGCACAAAAGCAUCAGAAGUGAUAUUUUAAAACCACAUUGAUUGUAUUUUUAUUUACUUGCAACUAAAGCAUUCUGAUAUAACAUUACUUUUUUGUUUUUUGGUACCAGGGAUUGAAUUCAUAACCCCAUGCUUACCAGGCAGGCACUUACACCGCUGAGCUAAAUCCCUAGCUCUCAUUCUGCAUUUUUAACCUUGAGGGGUUACAGUCUUCCCCAUGCAGGUCAUAUGUAGAAAUAUGGUGUGGGGGGUUCUUAAUAUGAUAAAAAUAGCACUUAUUGGAUCCAUAAUAUAGACUUUUAAAAGCUUUUCACUUGCUGCUUUAUAGUUCUUCUGGAUUUUUUAAAUAGUUGUUUUUAGACGAGGCCUAAAACUAUAGUACUUAUACUUGUGUUCCAAAAGACCUACUGUUAUUUUUGUCAAGUCAGGAGAUGUGAGCUUAGCUGUUAUGGUUCAGUCAUCUUUGAGAAUUGGAUUUUACUUCCCUUAGGAAUACUGCUUCCUACUCACUCCUCAGCUUCAUUGCUAUUUUAGUUAGAUGAGAGUUUGUACUGCACGUUUGUCCAGAAUCGUUAAUGUCUAGGGAGCAACUGUGAGCUGCUGCCUUUGUAGACCAGAUGUGCAUUUGAGGCCCAUGAAUAGAGAAAAGAGCUUCAUUCCCUGCUGAAUCUUUAUUCAUGAAGGCAAAAAAUAGCAUGAAUACAGUAAAUCCACCAGCAGUGUAGGAAUUUUGAAAACUUGUUUUCUUCUACUCUCUAUACAGUUAGAUGCCACAUUCUUUUUUUUUUUUUUUUUUUUUUUGGUACCAGGAAUCCAACUCAGAACCUUAUGCUUGUGAGGCAGGCUCUUAUGCUGCUGAGCUAUAUACUCGGCCCUAGAUGCCACAUUCUAAAAAUAAAAUAACGCCCCAUAUUUUGAAACUAUUUUGUUUGUCUAUCAUUAAAGAGGUCAAAUUAGAUGAUUCAGUUCACAAAUUAUACUGUCAUUCUGUAAUCUAUUUAUAAUGAACUGUGUCUGUGAUAUAUUUUACAGUGAGAAUUUCCAAAGGUCUGUACUCAUUCAGAAACGUCUUAGUUAAAACCAGUACUUAGAAAGUAAGUGCAACUGUGCUGAUUGAUUUCAUCCUUGCUAUUCUUUGACUGUUUACCAUGCAUUUGGCAUUAUGGUAAUUACAAUGAAAAUUUAUCUCUAAUCUCCAUUUUAGACAUAAUAAAGUUGAAGCUAGAGAUUAAAUAACCCAGGAAAAUCAUGUAGUUAGAAAUUCAGUGUCGUGCUCCCCACAGUCAUUCAGGUCUCAAAAGAGUUUUAAAUUUUGGGUGGAAUAUUGACAGGUAGACAGCGCACUCGCAAAAUGGAGAAGAAUUUAAAAGUGGGGUAAAAAUUUUAAAUAGCUAUACAAUGUAGUGAGAACAUAGAGGAAGAAGUGAUUAAUUCUGACCAAGAGAAUCAAUGAAAAAAAAUCAUUUUUCUUUUACUCCUCUAAUUUUUUAAUAUCUUUUCCUGAUUUCUCUCAUUCUUUUCAUGAUAUUACAUUUUUCUGUAAUCAAGACUUAAAUUUUUUGGGUUUUUUCAUAAUUUUGUAUUUUAUCAAUCUAUAAAAGUUUUAGUUCUUUCUUUUCUUUUUGUUUGUUUUUGGAGACAAGGCUUUGGUAUGUAGCCCAGGCUGGCCUCAAACUUGUGAUUCCCCUGCCUCACCCUCCCCAGUGGUGGGAUUGCAGGCAUGCACAGUCAGGCUGUCUCUUUUAGUUCUUGCUCAGUAGUGUUUCUUGCUGUCACUCCCCAAUAUGCAUUUCUAUUUUCACCCUCAUUUGUCCAUCACUGUGCCAUCUAGGUCGAUGAUGGCAAACUGCUUAGAGAUUUCAGUGACACAAACAGCCCACUGUGCCAGAGGUUCACCAUCACAGGUAUAGAUCAAUGAUUACCAACCUUUAAUGGACCUAAGAUUAUCUAAUGAUGCUUAGUCAAAGUAGCAACAGAUUUUGACUCAUCAGUUCGAGAAGAUACAUCAAGCUUGAGAACCACUUAUCUAGAGCAAUAAUUUUCAUAUGUGAUCUGGGGAUUACUGGAGUAACUCAGACUUUACCAGGGAUACGCAAAAUCAGAACUAUUUUCAUAGUUAUACUAAGAUGUUUGCCUUUGUGGACAUUUGUGUUGAUGGUGAGGAACAGUGAUGAGUAAAACUUGUGUAUUUUUAGAAAUUAAGGUUGUGGAAUGAAACUAAAUUAGUAAUAAAUAUAUUACUGCCACACACUUGGAAAAUCCAGUUUUUCAUUAGAAUGCCCUUAAUGUAUCAGUUAAAACUAUUGAUUUCAUUAAAUCUUUACCUUGAAUGUAUAUUUUAUUAAUAUUCUAUGACUGUAAAAUAUUUUAAGGUGGUUUUGCGCAGUCAAGUAUAGUUGUGUCAAGAAGCAGUACUUCUAGAGAUUUCUGAAUUAAAAUAGCUUUUUUCAUGGGAUACUAUUUUCAUUUUUUAAAAAAAUGACUGGUAGGAGAACUAUGGGUUAUUCAGACUUUGAUUUUUGGCAAAAAUUUUCCAAAAACAUCAACAAAGAACGCUACAGAACUUCAGCAUUACUAAUGAUAAAAUUUAAGCUUUGAAGCAAAGCUUCAAAGGAAGAUGCUACUUUUAAAUGGUUCCCAAGAACAAUGCCAGAGUGCUGUGAAGUGUUCCUGAAGAGAAGAAGGCUGUGGUUAGAGAGAAAAUAAACAUACAACCUGCAUUUACACGAUUAUAGCUCUGUUGGAAGUAAGUUCAAUGUUAAUAAACUAUUAAGUAUCUUUAAACAGAAAUUCCUAUAAAGCAAGUUAUGUAUUCAUCAGUUGGUAAAAAUAUACUUAGCAGAUACUGUGGGAAGUGUUUUUUUUGUUUUGUUUUUGUUUUUUUUGGUAUCAAGAAUCAAACUCAGAACCUUGUGCUUGCCAGGCAGGCGCUUGUGCUGCUGAGCUGUAGCCCUGGCCUGACACUGUGAGGAUAAGAUAAAGUGUUUGAUCUCGAUCUCUCUUCUAUUUGUGAUUUAUUUGUAUGGAGGAUUUGAGGUAUGGAUUUAGUUUUUAUCUUUUUCAAAUAAUUAUUAUUCCAGUAUCAUUUAUUUAUUUGAAGCCAUCUUGUCGCAGUGAUUUGAGAUGUCACCUUUGUUCUAUACUAUCUAUAAAUACUUAGAUCUGGUUUUAGAUGCUAAAUUAUUCUACAAUUUGAUUGAUUAUGUGCCAAUACCACGUUUUAAUUAUAAAAAUUUUAUUUUAUUUUAAAAUCUCUGAUCAUUCCUGUUUCCUCUAAUAGCUUUUAAUUUUUAGUUUUAGUUCUUGACUAUUUUUACAUGUUUGCUUUCUCAUACGAGUUUUAGUAGCAAGUUGUUGAGCUCCCCAAGAAGGUUCUUGGUAUUUUGUUGGGAUUGCAUUACAAGUUAAUUCAGAAAGAACUGAUAACUUUGUGUUGAGUCAUCCUAUUCAAGAUCAAGUGAUGUCUGUUUAUUUGUUCAAAUAUUUUAAUGUUUUCAAAAGUGUCUUUCAGUUUCCUUAGGUAAGUUUUAUUUACAUAUUAAUUUAUCCGUUUUAUCUUAUUGCUUUUGUAAGUAUGGCUUUCUCUAUCACUAUAUCCUUUAUUUAGUAUGUUUGUAUGUGAAGGCUAUCUAUAUUCUUAAUUUUAUGCUUUAUUUCUUCAUCUUGUUUUAUUUAUUAUAUUGCAAUCUGAAAAUAGGUGGUUUUGCUUCUUUCUAGUUUGUAAGCCUCUUGCCUAUUUCAUUGGCCAAUACCUUCAGUUCAAUAGUAGUGAAAAUAUUGAGGUUCUUGACUUGCUUCUGGUCAUAGUGGAAAUAGUCCUAGUAUUUAUUAAGGAAAAUUCUGGCUGUAGGGUUAAAUCGCAGUGUAAUCUCUCAUUAUCCAUGGGGGAUUUGUGUGGAAUUCGAGGAAUUGUGUGGAUACCAAACUCUGAGAAUGGUUAGUGGUCUAAAAUAAAGUGCUGUAGUGUUUGCAUGUAAACUGUGUGAAUCCUUCCCUUAUACUUUAACUUGAGGAUAUAGAGAGUUAAUUGAUAGUAUUUUAUCACGUUGAUGAAUGCUAAUUUUGCUGUAAUAAGACAGUAAUUUCUAGUGUUGGGAAGGACUUGGUUUCUAAGAAGUAGGAGGAAAUGGAGUUGAAAUGGAUAGUAGAAGCAAGCAAGUAACAAGGGAAAGACUUCGGGACUGUCAAAACAACUGCUCUUGGUGAAGGAAGAUGCUACUUUUAAUGAUACCAGAGUUUAGUGUUUGCUUGGUUUACUUGGUUAAUUUAAAACAUAAGAUCUGUUUGCAAAGUAAGCUGGUAUAAAUAAUUCCAGAAUACCAUUGUCCUAGGCUUUGCUGGCAGCCUGGGCGAAUAAAGAAUAAUAGUUAUUUAUAUAUUGUUUAACCAUGAAGAUUACUCUUUGUCUCAUUUCUGAACUUCUAGUUUUUGUAGAAAUCAAAUGUUAUUUUCAGUUAAUCCCACUGGUGGUGUUUAUGGAAUGCCUUAUAUUAGAUUUACUGGGGAAUGCCUUAUAUUAAAAUUAUAAAGAUGUAUGUAUGUGUGUAUUUUGUACCCCUACUGGUCUAGGAGUAGUCUAACCUUAUUAAAUGAGAUUUGACUCAAAAAGCUUAAAUAAUUUCAUUUCAUCAAAACUCAGUCUUCCUUUUUUUUGAUACCGGGGAUCAAACUCAGAACCUCAUGCUUGCCAGGCAAUCGUUUGUGCAGCUGAGCUAUCUUCCCAGUCUCCAAGACUCAGUCUUCUUACUCUUGCUUUUCCUAUUUUCUCUCAGAGUUUACUCAUGGCAUUUUUAGACUUAAUGCUGUCUCUAAGGAUGUAGAAAAACUAGACUGCUUUUCCUAUUCUGUGUUCUUUAAUAGUCACUCAACAGUCACUCAACACUUCUGAUACCACAUGUAGGAGUUUUCCCCACCUAACAAACAAUCCUCUGGCAGAUUUUCGAGAGGGCACAAGCAGGAGGUCCUCCAGUUUACUUCAGUUCUACUACAUGUCUGCUUGGAGAUGCCUGAUAGAUUGAGAGCUCAGUCCCCAUCUUCUCACUUCAAAUGCCAAUUGAAAGCACAGAUAUGAUCUAUAUUUCUGACCAAGCUGUUAUAAAUCGGGUGAUUUAAGGACUAAGCUGCCAGUGGGUCCCUGUAGACAUGUCCACAUCUUAACUUGUAUGUCCAGUUUUCUUGAAAUGCCCAUUUAGUUAAUUACACAGAUCCACAAAGCCAGACUCCCAAGCUCUCCAUUGCUUUCAUUUUAGUUUUGUCCUUGGGACAGAUAGUUGAUUGUAUAAGUGAAUUUAUUACUGCUUACCGAACUGUGGUGGAAAUAUUUGUACCUAAAUGUUGAUACUGUCUUUAGCAUUGGCCAUUUAUUGCCUCUUGAUCUCAGCAGUCUUUGUUUAUUUUCUAAGACAAAUUCUAUUUAACAUCUUUUUAGAUUAUGAUUUGGUACAUUUAGGAGACACUGUUGUUGACAGAGGAAGACAUUGGGCUUUUGUAGUGUUUAAAGGUUCAUAUAAAUAAAAUGUCUUGAUAAAAUUGAGUGUGUAAGCCUAACAUUUGUCUACUUUAGGGUAAGAAACAAAGUGAAUAUAUGUUUAACUAUGGAUCUUUGUAAGCUACCAACACCAGAAACUUCUGAGAUCUUGGUUGUUGAUGUGAAGGGACAGAGGUCAAGGUAUCUGAUGUUGCCAUAAGACCAUGCUGGCACAGCAGAACUGAAAUUCUUUUAGUUCCCUUUAGGUUUCCUGGUAACUUCCGAUAAAAGAAAUUGUAACCGCUAGGUGGCGCUCUGAAAUUAGAAAUGUGCAAGCCCCCCCUGCUACAGCUAGAAUUGUGGCCUACUUAGCAGAGCAAUUGCCUCUGAGAGCAGCUGGUGGCAAUUUCUGAAACCUAACACAGGUUUCAAGUAAGAAAGAAAGGAAGAAAUAGAUAAAAAUAGAGGAAAGAAGUUAGGAGGGCAAGGAAAAAGAAAAGGAGAAAGUAAACAGGCAUAUUGUGAAGGAAGUAGUAUGCUAUCCGUAAUUACCUCGGGAAAGUGAUACCUGCAGCAUUUGUUGCUUACCAUUGAUUCGUUUGCUUAUUUUUUGAUACUCAUGUAUAAGAGGCAGCAGUUAUGGUGUAGGAUACCAUGGUGAUAAAAUGCUGUUUCUACUCUCUGGGAGUUUAUAGGUAGAGUUUAAAUAUAUGCACUUAAAAUUGUGAUACCCUUUUUGUAGGGUAUGUUAAAUAAUAUGGAAAGAAUAUACUUUAAAAAAAAGUUUUGUUUCAUAUUCAGCAUUUCACUUCACUCUCAGAGGAAGAUUUUCUGGAAUUAAAACAAAUAUGAUGUUGACAUAUUUGUGAAGCUGUCUUCCAGAGGGCAGCAGUGUGUUGCUCAGGACUGGAGCUUGAGGCUCAAUACCUGCCUCCUGUGAAAGGGGUAGCAUGUGUAUGUCUAUAUCUGUGUUGAAUGAAUGCUGGGAUCAGGUGGUCAGAUGGGAACCUCAAUAAGGCAUCUUCUGAUUAGACUUAGCCUUUCUGCUCCUUUUAGAAUUACGACUUCUGAUCUUGAAACCUUUCUUGAUAGCCCAUACCCCCUCUCUAUAUAUGGCGUUCUCUGUUCACCUUUGCUGCUUCUUUAUAAGGCAUCCUGGGUUUUUCUAUAGUGAAUUCUUUUAGUAGAGUCUGUUUCUACCAGUGCUCAAUACAUUUUGGUUGAAUGAAUGAAUCUGACUAGUUACAGUGUAACCAUAUAAGAUGACUUUGAUAGGAAUACUUUCUAAAAGUGUCAUUUUUUGGCAUACCAUUAAAGGCCUUUCUUUUAACACUUUACACAUAUGUGAGAAGAUGCUGGCAGUUGCUUUGAUGUGUAAGAUAGACGGCAUAUUUAAAAAUAACCAGAAGAUACAUUGGUCAUAAGACAGGUAGAUUUGUAGCUCCAUUUCUGUAAAUACAGCUCUUAAAUUUUAACAUAAAUUGUGUUGCUUCAUUUUGGGUGACUAAUGCAGCUGCAGUCUUAUUAUUCCUAAAAUAAUAGGCAUUUAUGAUACCUAUUAUUUACUACUGAGACUGUAGGGCCUGUUUAGGAUGUCUUGCUAAACUGAGCAAUGGAACUAAGUCAAGGUGGAGUAGAACAGUAAAAUAUGGCAGACGGGAUUUCACUGCAGCAGAAUUCCACUAAAUGGAAGGGUUAGUAUCAGUAGACAACAUCUAUCUACUGAAUACUAGGACUUUCAUAUUCAAGAAUAUAGAUUGGAAAAUGGGCAUAAUUUAUUCAUAAAAUGCUUAACACUUUACAAAAAGUCAUCAAAGAAUAGAAAGUUUUGAAAACAGAUUAAGAAACAAUUCACACACCAUGUGAUUCAUCCCUUUAAAUUACAUUAUUUAGGUUUUUUAAAAAAACACAUUCAGAUAUUAUUCAACUAUCACCACUGUCUAAUUCCAAAAUUUUCAUUAUCUCUAAAUGAAACUACUCAAUAGCAGUCAUUUUCAAUUUUUACCUCCUCUAGACUUUAGUAAACACUACUUUUGUCUCUAUAGGUUUGCCUAUUUGGAGAUUUUAUAAAAAUGGAAUGAUCAUACAGUGUGUUUUUUUGUGUGUGUGAAUAGCUUCUUUCACUUAGCAUGAUGUUCUUAAAAUUCAUCCAUGCAUAAUACUUUAUCAGAACUUCAUUCCCUUUCAUUGCCAAAUAAAAUGCCAUUGUAUGAAUGUGUUUUGUUUAUCCCUUCAUCAGUUUGUGAUUUGUUUUUACUUUUUGGCUAUUCUGAGCAAUGCAGUUAUGAGCAUCCAUGUACAAGUUUUUGUAUGGACAUAUGUUUUCAUUUUUCUUGAUUAUAUACCCUGGAGUGGAAUUGCUGGAUCAUAUGGUAAAUCUGUGUUUAACAUUUUGAGGAACUGCCAAGCUCUUUGCAAAGAGACUUUAUCAUUUUACAAUCGCACUAGCAAUGAAUAAGGGUUUCAAUUUUUCCACAUCUGCACGAAAAUAUAAUAUUGUCUUUUUUUAAAAAUUAAAAUCAUCCUAGUAGUGGGUGUGAAGUGGUUAUCUCAUUAUGGUUUUUAUUUGCAUCUCCCCAUUGGCUAAUUAUAUUGCAAAUCUUUUCAUGUGCUCUUGACCAUUUGUGUAUGUUUUUUUGAGAAGUGUCUAUUUAAAUAUUUGCUCAUUUUUAAUUUGGUUGUCUGUUUUUAUUAUUGAGUGGUAAGAGCUCAUUAUAUAAGUGAGUAUAAGUCCCUUGUCAGACAUUUGAUUUUCAAAUAGUUUUUCUUAUUCUUUUUAACUUUCUCAAUGAUAUUUUUUGAAGAAAUGUGUUUUAUAUAUGUAUAAAAACAGUAUAUACAACACGAUGAAAUAGGAUGAUUUAGCAGUAUUGUAAUGUCUGCUUGUAUCAGGUAGGUUGCCAUGAGGGGAUGAUUGUGCUUUUAAUCAGUAUUAAUAAAUUAUAGCUAAGAAAGAAACAUAAUGGUCUCUAGGUCAUAACAUACCUUCUUCCUUCUGUCUUUGUGUUAUCCUUUGUGUUACAAGCUAUUUAAAAAAUGCUGGGGGUUGGGACAGUGAAUAAAGAAUAGUUGUUUUCUUCUCUUGUGACUCAAGCAAGGUAGACUGUUAGAGUUAUAGCUGAAAAAUAAAACUGAAAGAAAUACUUGUUCUGGCAGUGAUAACAAAAGUACUACCUUUUCCAAGUCACUAUCAGAGAAACGAGCUCACAAUUGGUCAUAUUAUAGUAUUGCAAGCCACUAUCUUCUUUUCCUUUAGGUAUAAUAAGAGUAACCCAUUAACAAUGAAGACUUAACAUUUAUAUGGGGAGGAUACAGGUGGGGGAAGUGGAGCAUGUCUUUGGUACAGAAUGCAUGGAGUUGCUUCCAUGUUAGUAAUUGAGCAAGGGACUGCCUUUUUUUCUUUUUGGUACUGGGGAUCGAACUCACAACCUUGUGCUUGCCAGGCAGGCACUUGUGCCACUCAACUAUAUCGCAGGCCCUAGUGAACUGCUUUGAUGGACAUGAAGUGAAAUGUUGAGAUGCUUGUGAUUGCUUGCCCAUAAUGUUGAGUGGUCUUUCCCAGUAUUCUAUUCAAGAGCAUUCUUAGUCUCCUUCAAACACCUUCAUCUUAUGUCAAAAUACAGUUGCAGUUACAAAAAUAUUUUAAAAUUUGAUUGAGAUACACUAAGAAAUCUGCAAGUACGUAUCUGCAAGUUAUAGGGACACGUGAGUGACUUUUUUCCCUUCAAGGGUUUCAAGUAGAGUACUAAGAAAGAUGUUUUCCUCUUCAAGGUUUUUCCCUGGAAUGAUCUAUCAAAAUCAACAUGGACUCUUGACCCAGGUUUUUUCAGCUGUGUUAUAUGAAGAUAUGAGUUCUGUUAGUCUGGCAUGUGCUACAAUAUUUUAAAAUUUUUAAAAAUUUCAUUGUUAUAAUAUGAAAAUAAUUCUAGACUAUAGAUAAAAUGUAUUUAUGUGAACAAUUUCCUAAACUUUGCUUCCUGAAGUGUAACCAUUAAACUUUAUGGCUUAACAGUACAGUUGUGUGUCCCUUCAGAUCUUUUCAAUUGUUCUCUUGUGAUUGGCAUAAAUCAUUCAGGCACUUUCUUUCCUGACUCCUCUCCACACCCAGAAAGAUAUUUCAGAUCUUCUUGAUUUUAAUCUUGUCCUUUGAGCAGAAUGAAGAGAUGAGUCAGAGUUUUCUAAUACUGUUGCUUUUGGGGGAGGUUAUACAGCAUUAUUUUGAAUUGGUAGUGGCAUUAACUGUCAGUUUUGUUCCUUAAGCUGGUGGAGAAAAUCUAAAUCAUGAGAAAGUCGUGUAAUGCUGACAUCACUGAGGAUAUAGGCUUACACUUAGAACACAGUUCUCAAGAGACUUGUGUUCAGUACAUAAAGAUGUGUUAAAGUGAUUGUGAAACUCCUUGCUGUCAAGUAACAGACUUCUGAGUUAAUUUUUGUGUAGUCUGCUUUGCAGAUGAUGCUGUCCUUGAAUAGGAAACAGUUUUUGUCUCAGUACCAUAUUGGCAUCUGUGGUUAAGAAUAGUUCAAGUAUUGUUAAAAUUUCAUAUGUGAUAAUAUGCUUCCUCGACUGAGGAGUCAGUUUGUAUGACUGUUAAGGAAAUAGUCUUACUUGACAGUUUUAAUACCACGUAAGUUUUUUGUCUGGUAUGAGCAGGUGACUGUUAUAUUGACUCAUAGUCUAGAGAGAUAAUGGUAAAUUUGGACCUUGGGAUAGGAAGAGAUCUGUUAUGUAAGAAAGCUGUUGAUUGAAAGAGCAAUAUUUGUUGUUGAUCAGUUUCAACUGUGUAACAUUUAAAACAUUUGGUCUAUGGUUUGAGAAAUGGGUUGAAAAAUAAUGAUUUUGACCCAUAGCACUCAGGAACUUGCUCUGUGAUAUUAGAACAGGUAAGACAUACAUCUUUGUCUUGAUUUAAAUUUGGGAGAAGACAGUAUUACAGGCAGGCCCUAUUUGAUAUAUAAAGGUGUUGCCCUGCCCCAUGUAGAAACACACGAAGGGGAAUGCAAAAGAGGGAAUAGCAAAUCUAUCGUAGGUACUUGUAUGUAUCUACUGUGUGAUAUGUGUUAUAUUGCUGUAGGAUACUGGCUUUAAAAAUUGCAUGUGCUCUUGCAUAGCUUUGUGUCCAAUACCAUUACAUCAGGAUUAAGGUUGCAAUUUACGAAAUUUUGGGGGAAUAUGAAGAUUUAGUCUAUGGCAUGAUUUAGUCUAAGUUAAGUGAUAUGUUUCUAGAUUAUAUAUUCUAUAAUGCUUUAUAAACUACAUAUAUAUGUAUGUAUAUACAUACUUUGGUGUCUAUCAAAUGUUACAUAAUUUUAAAAAUUGUUAUUUCAGCAAUUAAACAUUUUUUAAUCUAAACCUUUUACAAGUUUUUGCUUAAAUUGUGCGAGAAGAAAUCUGAACUUACCCAGUUAGUCAAACUAUCUGUCUGCUAUCUUUUUGUCUUAUAUAUUCAUCCAUUUUUCUACUUUAAUUGUUGAAAUGCAGGAUCACUAAUGUAAAUGUCAUUUUCACAUGGACUGACUGUUCUCUUUCUCUGCCUCCAAGUUUCUACAUAAUCUCUCCAGACCCAGCUAAUCGGUCAAAAGGGUUCUGUCUGGGCUAGCCAGCCAGACAUUUAAGUAUUCAUUACCCAGUAUGUGUGUGUGUGUCUGUAUUUAAUGAUGUUUGUGCUUGAUUUAGCUGGGGAUUUUGAAAUCUUUGUAAGUUUCCCUAUUUUAGAAUUAAGGGUCAUCCAUUAGUAGAAAAAAAUACCAGAAAAGUUACUAUUUCCUCAUUCAUCUGUGUUCCACAUUAUACAAAUGUUUACUGAAAACAGUACCAGUUUUCUGGGAAAGGUAUUGACUAAGACUGUUUCACCCUUUACCCCUAGUCUCCAAUUCAUGUUUUCUUCUUACAAUGUGAUCAUGUGCUUGCCCAAGCCUGGCUUAUGAACCGUGUAGAAUAUUUGUGAGGUUUUGUUUUUUAAGCCCUGCGCUGUGCACAUGAUGCAGUAUUUAAUUUGGAACGAGCUCUGAGUUUGGUCACACGUGCUUCUUGUGGUGUUUAUUUUGGAAUCCACAAGUAGGGAAGUAUUUUUGCAUUUUAUACAUCUGGACAUUGUUCAUGGUUCUUCUGUGACUUGGGAAUUCUGCGUAGAGCAAAAUCCAAGGAACAGUAUUAAAAAUAACAUGGAGUUAUAAUGACAUCUGAGCAAAAACCCUUGAGAAUACCCUUCGGAUCCCAUCAGAGUUUGAUUUUGUGGUGGUGAACUUUUUCAUUGGUGUGACUCACUGGUGGCAAGUAGAUUGCUGGGAUUAUAAGGUUACAUGACACCCUCAGAUGUAGGCAAAUGGGCUGCCAGACACCCGGAAGGUCUAAAGCAGUUUUGGCUUUUUAAGGGGAGGAUUUUGCAAGAGAGCUAAAAUGAAUUCUGCUCACUCACCAGCAUGCCUUUGCCACCCUUCGGCUACACAGGCAUCUUAAAGAGACCUGUGAGGCUCUCCAUUUACUUUCUUGAUCCUGCUUCAUUUCAGCUAGUUUAGAACUAAAGGAUGACUCUGAACACACCAGUCUCUGAGUAAAGGCUGAGAGGUGGGGUCCAGUGACCUUAUCCCUUUCCUGAUUUUCACAUGAGAAGUUUUUUAAACAGGAUUGGACAUGGUAUAGUACAGCACUGCCUCCGUUUGCUAGGGAUCUACUAGACUGGAAAAAGUGGAAAGAGAUGUACAAACUUUGCUGCUCUUUGAGUGAGUUUGCAUAUGGACAGUAUUGCUUUUUGGCCUCAGCCUAGUUUUCUUUUAUUCCCACAUCUCAUCUUUAAUGCAGCUGCAGAUAGAAGGCUGGGAAAGCAGAAUGAAAGCUUCAAACAGAUUUGCAAUUGAAUGAAAGAAAGAGUGACUCCUCUUGUUCACAGUAUAGACCAGUUUGGGUAGGAAGCUGUUUGCUUUUUUACUGUCUGGGUGAGGAAUAUUUGCCUUUGUCUCUCUAAGUGUUAUUAAGAAAAAAACUAAUAAAGUAAUGGGAACUACAAGUUGUAAUUAAUAUAGAAUUUUCAAAUGUGUUAAAAGCCCCGCAUGUGGUUAUAAUAGAAAAAAAUAAUUGGAGAAGAAAGGCGAAAUUCUGUUGUGCUUUAAGAAUCAAUUGAAUAUGAUGUGCUUUGCGUGCUUAGAUAAGAUAACUCAACUAGUUACAGUUUCUGUUAAGCGAUUUCUUUAGCCAUUCCUUUGGGAUUAUUCCCCCUUUCCUUUCGUAAUACAUUUUGCAACUUUCAUUUAAAAAAUAGCCAUCAAAAUUUAAACUUUUAGAAUAAACACAUCUGAAUCUUAUGAUAGGAACCACAGUGAAAGAGAGAAUGGCUUGGCUUCAGCUGGAGAGGGAAGCACGAUAGGAACCCUAACGGUUGGUAUCAAGAUCAUACUUGUUUUGUGUUUUAAUGACUACAAGAGGAAAUGGCGAAAUCAGCUGAUGACACUAAAUUGUUUACUGAUCCAAACGGGGAUUUCUGGGAAGCUUCUUCAGAGUAUUUGGAAUAGUGGAAGAAUUAGGCAAUGUAGUGGCUAAUACACUGAACUUUAAAUCAGGUUUAUGUGAAGCAGCAGUGCAUCAAUACAUGGAAGUCACAGAGUCUGUCAGUCUUCUGAGAAGACGACUUUAGAGUCUCUGUAAAGGAUUUGGCUUUGAUUCCUGUUAUGAAAGGAAGACUUAGGAAAAUGAAAUGAAAUAUGAAAUGUUUAUCAAUAUUUCAUGGUAGGAACUCCAAGGGUUGAUACAAACAUCAUACUUGUUUUGUGUUUUAAUGACUCCAAGAGGAAAUGGUGAAAUUGGCUGAUGACACUAAGUUGUUUACUGAUAUGGAAGAAAUAUAUCAAAAAUGAAAACUAUUAUGGUAAUAAUUACAGCUAUAAAGUACAGUAUUUAAAAAAUGAUAUGUGAAUUUCUUUCUUUUUUGAUGCCAGCCUUAGCAGAUCCAAGCAGGUGUGGUUCUUUCAAAGUGAUCAUAUAAAAUUAUAUUCUCAUUUUGUGCAUGCUUCUUUUGGGGAAACUAGCCCUUCACACAUGCUUUUGACUAUUUUCUGUGGUAGGAGGUCUUUAUUUUGUAGAUUACUUUUGAAAUAGCCAGUUGUCAUUUAGAGCCCAAGUGUGGUGAUUACAUGAAAUAAUCAAAAUAAACAAUAGAUUUAAAAUGUAAAUUAAAUAAAAUAACACACUGAAUUUUCCUUAAUUACUUCCAAAAUGGAUUCUAAAGAAUUUACCAAUGAGAAAAUGCAAAAAAUAUUGUGUAAUAGUCGUAGUAGAGUAAGUUCUUGGUUGGUAUAUUUCACAAAUGUGUAUCGUUUAGAUAUGUAAAUUAUAGAGGCUUGUUAACACUCAUUAUAUCAUCAACAUGCCAUAUUUUUGUUCAUUUGUUAGUGCUGGGAAUUGAACUCAGGCCCUUAUACUCUAUCACUGAGUUACCCCUCAGAGCAACACAUAUUUAUACGUGACCUUGUCUUUUAAACUGACUUCAAAGUGUCCUUUUAGGGAGGAACAGAAAGAUUCUGAAGUAACUAGAGAAUACUUUAGUUCAUUUGAUGAAUGCUUACUUAUGUGUAAGGAAAAAGAUGUAGUGCCGAGUUAAAAAAUAAGAUGGACACUGCUAUGGGAACUGUGGGUUUGCUAUGCAUAUCCAUCCCUUCAUUUCAAAAGACCGGUGAGUGCAGACACAUCCCUCAAAAAUGUUUGGUUUUAUUUUUGGUUAGUAUAUUCACGUGAAACAAACAACAAUCAACUGCACUGAUUUGAGACAAGUAAGUCAGUUGGUUUCCAAAUCUAUGAAACUUUGUGCUGAUUCGGUACGGUGGAACGAUGCUACAUGCUUGCCUUCGUUCCUCCCCGUAAUGAAAAUACCGUAAGUUACCUGAAGGGUCAGAAAAGGGUUUGUAUACAGAAGCAGAUAAGGGGACUUCAUGUCUUCCUUAUUCUUCUGAAAUUCUUAAAAAAUAAAAUAAAAAUGUUCCAUGUAUAAUUAUAUGCUUUUUCUAUUUUGAAAGUCCUGUCUGUCUGUCUAUUUAUCAGUCUACCCUUAUUUUUUUGAGACAGGAUCUUGCUGUGUAUGUAGUUCAGACUGACCUUGAACUCUCUAUGUAGUCUAUUUAGGCCGGCCUCAAAUUUGGGAUAAUCCUGCUGCCUCAGCCUCCCGAGCCCUGGGAUUACAGCUGUAUGGCAUCAUACCUGGUUCUUAAAAGUCAUUAUAGAGACCCCCCCCAUGUUUAAAUUUAUGAUUGUUCUAGACACUUUUCUUGUUGAGAUAAAAUCUCUGACACCGGAAGUUAAAAGGAGGAAAGAUUUAUUGUAGCUCGCUGUUUGUAGAAGUUUUAGUUCGCAAUUGGCUGACUCUAGCAAGGGAUGGGCGUCACAGAGGGGAAGCAGCUCAUGCAGGAAGGCAGGGAGCAGCAGAGUAGCGGGGAAGCAGGAAGAACAGCAGCCCUCGUUGGUCCUUGUAUUCCACCAAAGCUGUCUUCCCUUAGGGAGGUAGCACUCACCCCCUGUGUGGGACACCUUAACCCUAGCAUUGCACAAGAAUCAGUACCAGCAUCACAUCCUUAAUCCCAGCAUGGAGCACUCCAGAGCCAGCCACCUCUGAAAAGCCUCACUUACCAUCACGUGAGGCUGGGAGAACAUGUGGACACAAGCCAUAACAAUAAUAGGCGGUUGCCUUUGUAGUUCUCGGUACUUACACACUUAAAAAUCAGAAAA
Messenger RNA from Cavia porcellus (domestic guinea pig), 36651 nucleotides. RefSeq names its product RAD51 paralog B (gene Rad51b). Gene Ontology annotation, biological process: double-strand break repair via homologous recombination. Gene Ontology annotation, molecular function: ATP hydrolysis activity; double-stranded DNA binding; ATP-dependent DNA damage sensor activity. The coding region runs from base 117 to 902 and encodes 261 amino acids. Lineage: Eukaryota; Metazoa; Chordata; Mammalia; Rodentia; Caviidae. The transcript is spliced from 8 exons. The record is from RefSeq and is a predicted model, not a curated record. Gene Ontology annotation, cellular component: Rad51B-Rad51C-Rad51D-XRCC2 complex; replication fork.